AUGAAAAAUGCCGCUGUUUUUCCACCCUUUUACGAAAUUGCACGCGAGUACCGAGCAAGCGUGGAGGCUCCGGACGGUGAUAUGGUACCGGUGGGAGCUAGCGGGUUCUUCGACAAAGAUUCUUUUGGCGCUCGAUGGAUGGAUGCAUUUCCUUCGACCCGUACUGGGACAAUGCCUGGGUCACAGCACAGGCUGCUGAGCGGAGCUCCUGUUGGGGUUGAAAUCCUGCGGGAGCUCCAAGGGGAAGGGUGCUCCAGCUUGAUCGGCAUGUAUGGGAGGUGUGGCAGCCUGGUUGAGGCGAGGGAGGUGUUUGACAGGAUGCCUUGCCACAAUGUAGUGGCCUGGAACGCUUUCAUCUUGGGACACGCAGAGAAUGGCGAAGAAUCUCGUGCUCUGGAAGCUUUCUCAUGGAUGGAAAGCCAGGGUUGCGGACCGGAUUCCGGGACAUUCUUCGCAGCGAUCAAGGCUUGCUCUGCUCUAGCGAUCAGAGAAGAAGCGAGACUCAUCGGUGGGAAGAUGAUCAAGCUGGAAGCUCUGGAACAAGGCAUGAGAAUCCACCCUCGAGCUAAGAGAAGCGGCAAAGAUGAUCACGUAGCGAGCUCGCUGGUGGAAGUGUACGCAUACUGUGGAAGAAUGAUGGAAGCACGCAUGGUUUUCGACACAAGCUCCCGGCACAGUGUCAUCUCGUGGACUGUUCUAGUGCUCGGGUACGUUGCAAACGUGGAGAGUGACCUAGCUCUCGAGGUUUUUGGUAGCAUGGGAGCUGGUCGAUGUUUUGGCACAGCAGCGAAAGCUUUCGCAGAUUUGGCUGGGAGAGAAAAGUGGGAGAAGCUUUGGAUGGAACGGCUGUGA
Molecule: messenger RNA, 852 nt
Organism: Selaginella moellendorffii
Lineage: Eukaryota; Viridiplantae; Streptophyta; Lycopodiopsida; Selaginellales; Selaginellaceae
Product: pentatricopeptide repeat-containing protein At1g11290, chloroplastic-like
Exons: 2
Coding region: 1-852 (283 amino acids)
Biological process (GO): RNA modification
Molecular function (GO): protein binding; RNA binding
Source: RefSeq, a predicted model, not a curated record